Molecule: messenger RNA, 10192 nt
Organism: Lymnaea stagnalis (great pond snail)
Lineage: Eukaryota; Metazoa; Mollusca; Gastropoda; Lymnaeidae
Source: the annotation of a GenBank genome assembly
CACUGACGUCAUCUCCACGUCGAUAGAUACGGAUUGAAAAAUUGGUAAACAAAAUACAAGUUGUAACAAUCUUACUAUAGAUAGAUGUGGAAAAUGAGUUGCUAGUUUCCGUGUUGCUUUACAAACAUUGAUAUUUUCCUGAAAUUGGAUAUUAAACAUGUGUGGUGCUUAUUAAAAUAUAGAAAGAUUGUCUUGUCUUUCUUUGUUCAAAGUUACCUGUUUUCGAUAUAAAUAAGAAAAGCACUGCCUCUGUACACACUAUCACUUGAAAGUUUAAAUUAUGAAGCAGACUACACGAUUACUAAUACUAUUUAAUCGAAUCUUUUAUAAAUAAUUCUGAUUGCUCUGGUAAAUGGUCUUAAUUGGUGUUUAGUUGUGACACUUUUCAACACUGAUUUAUAGUAGGCCAAUAUUUUUUUUUUUGAGUUUGAGACAAACUUUGUCUUAGUCCUAAGAGUCCUAGACUAUCCUCACUAGGUCUAGAAGUAGAAGAAGUCUACAACUCGACAGAAUUUUAGGCUUGGACCUAAAAUAGUGGUUCUGAUAAAAUACUUAUAAUUAGAAUAUCAUCUGCUUAAUUAACAAGCCAAUGAGAUGACUUAGUUAUUAGUUUGUCAAUUUAAAAAUUUCAAAAAGAACGCAAAGUAAAUAAAAUAAAACACAUUUGUUUCAACUUAUCCAAAGUUAACUUUACAAUUGUUAAUUGCAGCACAGUGUCAUUUUGACACAGUAUCAGCAUGACUAGAGAAAAUAGACUUAAGUUCAUCCAUUUUUAAAAAUGGUAUGACUUAAUGCUUGUCCCUCCCAAUAAAACACUAUUAUCAGUCACUGCAGAACCUGCCUAAGCAUGCAGUGGUUUAGGGAUUAAAGGAUGGUACCCACUAGAAUUUUAGAAGGCAUACAGAAAUCUUCUUAGCUUUGUUCUGUCAUUAUUAGUAAUAUUAGUAAUAGCACAAUGUUCAGUAAUGUCGGAGUUUGGUACCCCACACAGAAAAGAACACUGCCAAAAUAACUCCUACUUCAGUAGGCUAGACAAAAAGGUCAUGAACUGCCGGUAUUACACACUGGCCCCAGAAAUGGUUAUACAACUGCUUAAUCUUGUGCCUAAAAUGUUGUACACUACAGCGUAACUGUUGUAUUAGCCUGGGUCUUAAUUAAAGAGCAAAAGCUCAGGACCCCUUCCAGAAUAUUAUUUUAGUUUAAUAAAGUCAAAUUGUCAUUACUGCAGUACUCACUUUGUAUUUUUUAAAACAUAAAUUCAAUCACUCUUUGUUAAAAUAAAGGCCAGAGUUGAAAAAGAAAAUUAAAAUACUAUAAUAGAUAAAAUUCAUACAUUUGUGUUGUAUAAAAGGAGUAAAACAAAGUAGGGUUAAACCUGAAAAAAAGGAACGCAACAAAACAACAAACGUGUCGGCAGAAAGCCUUCAUCGGCGAACAAAACAACAGAAAAAACGGUAUAAAAAUAAGAAAUAGCACUUAGCUUAGACGUAGUAUCCGUGAGCAGGAAAAGAAAUGUCACAUUUUUUAUUGUUUACCUUCAUGAUCACGAUCUUUAUGUACCGGUACAUAAAUUACUGAAGUUCAGUAGUUUUUUGUUAUUGACCUUAUUAUUUUUGAAGACCUUUCAAAGCCUAAUUUUUUUCAGUAAAAAUAAAUUGGAAAGAAUAUAUUACAAAUUGUAAAUUUUGGGAUAGAUACUCAGAUCCAUACAUAUUCAUACUGACUAUAGUCUUGUUUAUUUUUUAUCUAAACACAUAUACAAUAUAUAAAUAUAUCACUUAUCAUGUGUUCAAUCUUCCAUCUCUUUCGAUACUCAGUGCAGCUGACCAAACACAAUGACAGAUGUCAGAAACUCAGCUGGGUCCACCCCAAUCCCGCCAGAUGAUGACAACUUUGAGAGGGAUCUCCAGGAAAUGUUGGAAGAUGGCCCCAGUUUGAACGAGGUCACAUCAAAUGUCCAAGGUGGAACACCAAACUCUGUUUCAGCCACAUUUGCAGAAAAAGUUGGCCCUUUCUCUGCAGGGACAAGUGCACCAGGGACUUUGUCAACUAGUGGAUCUGGGGGUAUUUAUGGAUCUGGAUCGGCUGGUUCUAGACUCACUCGCUCCUACACUGUCCCUCCUGGUGUGUUUUCUCAUCUGCUUUAGCCACAUAAUCUAUUGCUCUUGUAAGAAGAACUGCUAAACAUAUCGAAUGUCAAAAAUUAAUGUUGACAAGACUAAUUUCUGUGUAUAAAUCACAACAACAGAAGCAAAACUUUUAUCUAGCAUUAAAAAGUUGGUUUUGUUCACUUAUGAGAGAAAUGGAUUGGUUUUUGCUGAAAAUGGUUAUGCGAGCUAUUCAAAAAAACAUUACAGCAAACAGAAGGUUUCUUGUUCCCGAACCAUGAGACAUUCCUGGCACAAACAAAUACUUUCAGCAGCAAACCAUAUUCCCUGGCAGUUAAAUUAAAUUACUUUCUUUUUUUAAAAACUUUUUUGUGCUGACUUUAAUAACUAAAUAGGAGGCUGUUUUAAUAUUCAAUAAAAGCUUAACCAAUUGUAAUAGUUUACAUAACAAAAGUUGUUAUAAAGUACCAGAGUAUGCUAUUUAGAGAUGUUUUACUAGAAGUAACCUAAAGUUAUAUUGAUUUAUAAAUUGAGCAGUAAAGUUCAUGCAUGGAAUUGAUGUGAAUUAUUUUUCUCUACUUUGAGUACUUUGAGCUGUUUCAUUGACAAAAGCAAAUGAAUUUAUAACAUCUAUAAUAUAAAUAAUUUUUUUAAAUGUUAUCCUUAUGCUAGGUCUAAAGAGCAUUGUUCAUUUGAUUAAAAAUUAAUAAUAUUAUAGCAUACAGUGUCAAAUAAAGUUUAACAGUAUGCAAAUUUUAUGCUUAGACAUUUCAGAUGAGCAGAAUCAAAGUCAAAACAGUUGUAAGUUUGCAAAAUAAUUUGGGGAAUUUUUUUAAUUUGGGGGCAAAAUUAUUUUUAUUCAUUCACUUCAGUUUUUUCAAGAUGUUUUAUCUUAUACCAGUUAUACUAGUUAAACUUGAUCUAAUAUUUGCAUGAUUUGAACAUCAGUUUUCUACAUUAUGACAAAGAAGUCUUUGAUUUCCAUUCUUUACUUAAAAAUAAAUAAUACGCCUCUUCAGUUUGUUAAAAAUUGAAAAAAAAUUGUUAAAUUAGUAAAAUAUGCAAUUACUAUAAAACUGUAUAACUUUCAUUAACUAAAUAUCAUGUAAUUGUGUGUGAUCUUUGUUUAUUGAUACAAUAUAGUUAUUAAUAAAUAAUCAACUUAUAUUUAUUUAAUUCCAUAGUAAUAUUUACCUGCUUAAAAGCUUAGUAUCAAGUCAUAAAAAAAUUUAAUAUCUAAUGUUACAUUUUUAUCAAUUAAGUUGCUAUAAUACUUAACAUAGCUUAAAAUUUUCUUCUCUUUUAUUUAAUUUAGCUAAAUUGCUGUUAUGUGUAUAAAAUCUUCUUUAUAGUUAAUUUAGUAAUUUAGAGCCAAAUUGCUGUUAUGUGCAUAAAGUCUCUAUUUACUUCUUUGCAUUUACAUAUGAUUUUAAAAUGCAGACUGCUUCUGUUUCCCUGUUAGCGACAAGCAAUGUUCCAUUGUCCAGCUCUGGGAACUCAGGCAGCCACAGUGCAGGCAACAGUCCAAAUGGUGACUUCAUUCCUAAAUCUGUUAGCCUAUCUGCCCAGAGCAAGAUAGAGACUAUUAAGGAAUGGAGUGUAAACACUUUCAAAACUACAAAGCAGUUUAUUUCUGAGAGAUUUGGCAAAGGCUCAAGAACAGUAGAUUUGGAGAUGGAGACCAGUAUAGAGGCCCUGAGAGACACGCAGAGAAAGUAUGCAAACAUCCUCAGGCUGGCAAGAGCCAUGUCCUCACAUUUCUAUAAUGUGGUCCAAACACAGAAAGCCCUCGGUGAGGGCUUCUCAGACUUGGCUCAGAAAUCACCAGAGCUGCAGGAAGAAUUUAUUUACAACUGUGAGACGCAGAGAACGCUGGUCAAGAAUGGGGAAAUACUUUUAGGUGAGAUUAAACCUUUGAGUAGUUUGUCAAAAUGUGGUAGCUUUAGUUUAUUAUACUUAUACAAUCUUAUCAAUUUAAUAAUCUUGCUUCUUCAAGGCUCAAUGAUUUCUAUAUGGGCGUGAUCUAAAAUAUAAAAAAAUAGUUUCACUUAAAAUAGGAAUCGAUGCACCUUUACUUGUUUCAUUGAAUAAAAGUUAUCUGAACUCCUGGUUGGAUGGAUCCGCUAACAUUACUUAAUAUAAUCUUUUUGUGUUAGUUUGGACAAAGAAAUUAUUUAUUUACACUUGGAAACCUUUUUCCAUUACUUAUUCCAUCACAUUUCAACAAUGUGAACUGAUAAAGCUCAAUAAUUACAUUUAUAUUACAUCACAGUUUUUGCAUAUAGAACAUGCAUUACAUUAUUAUUGCAUUCAAUUUUUUGGAGAAAUGACAAAUAAAAUCUAACUAUGUGACCAAAGUGUAAGAUCUAAAACAAUCUAAAAUAGCUGUAAACUAAAACAAUCCAAAUAGGUGUAAACUAAAACAAUCUGAAUAAGUGUAAACUAAAACAAUCCCAAAUAGGUGUAAACUUAAACAAUCCGCAUAAGGUGUAAAUUAAAACAAUACCUUAUAGUUGUACACUAAAAAAUUCCAAACAGUUGUAAAUUAAAACAAUCCAAUAUAGGUAUAAAUGAAACCAAUCCUAAUACAGUGAAACCCCCUUAUCUCGACCUCGGUUAACUCGUCAACCCUCCUAUAUCGAUGUUUUUGAAGUGGAACCGCCGAAUUCUCUCUUUGUCUUAGCAUUUUCUCCUUGGUUAUGUCGAUUCUUUUAUGUCGCCGAACCCUGAUAUCUCGAGCACAAAAGGCGGCCAAAUUUGCCACUUAGCCUCGGUUAUCUCGAUCCCCAUGACCAAUUGCUGGCUUUUGAACUCUGCAAGAAGAAAUAGAAACAACAAAUAAACAAGUUUUUCAUAAUUAAAAAUAAUUAUUUAUUUCUCAAAAUACAGAACUUGUGUUUUAGAAUGAACCUAGAAGUAAUUUAAAUAAUUAUGUUUUAAUUCGAGAUUUAAAACCCGGUAAAGACGAUAUUAUAAAUAAUCAUAAUUUUCAGUGUGCAAACAUUGUUAUGGGCAGCAAUUCACUGUCACUUGCAUAAUGGCUUUGCCGUAGUACAAUGUCAGAGUUUCAUUCAUAAGAGUUUGCUGUGUGCAAAAUCUUUUAAACCGUUGGUCAGGGAAAGCUUUAAUUAAAUAGUCAUGUGCCAAAGUUGAAAGUUCAAAAUAAGUAGUCCCUAAAUAGUGUUUUAGUAAUAAGGGGUUGCCUUGCCUUAUAUAAACUAUAUAUUCAUUGCACAUGAUGCGAUCAGCGGGAUGAGGUCACAAAAUGUGGAGGCUUCAUCCAUAGUAGAAAAUACCAAACGAACUCGCACUUUUGAGAUUCGUAGCUCAAAAAGUACUUAAGUAAAAAAGUUAUUCUGGUUUCCUUUUUUUUUUCAAUUUGAAAUUUGCUCUAAAUAACUAUAAUUUAUUUUUUUUUUUUUUUUUUUUUUUUUUUAACUUAAUUAUCUGCAUUUAUUUAAUGCACAUCAUGUACAUAAAGAAAUUUCAAGCACAUGUUAAUAUAUUGCCGCCAUAUAGGUUUUUUUUUAUCUCGAUCAUUGGUUAUCUUGACUUUUUUUGACAAAUCCAAGGCUGUCGACAUAACCAGGUUCUACAGUAGGUGUAAACUGAAAAAAUCCCAACUAGGUCUAAGCUAAAAGUACAAUCCCAAACUUGUGUAAACUAAUGUUAUAAAUAUGUUUAUACUUUGAUGGUUUCUUUAAAUUAUUAUAUUUUUUUGUUAAAUAAAAUUAAAACAAUAAUUGAACAAUAUAAAAUAUACACCAAAUUAGGAACCACACAAGUUCAAAUAAAAAUUGGAAAUAUUUUUGUUUUGUUUUUAACAAGAAGUGGCCAAAAUAUGGGGAAAUGUAUCCUUUAUUUUUUUUUUUACCCAAUUGCAGUCUAAACAUAUUCCCUCCCCCCUUUUUUAGUCUUAUUUUCCUUAAAUGUGUCACAUACUUUUUUUCAUAUUAUGUCACCCUACAUAGAUAGAUAUAGAAAAAAACUAAUUCAUGAAUUUUAAUGUGUUUGAAUUUAUUAUUUUUUUUGUUCUGUCCAAGGUGCAUUAAAUUUCUUCAUCUCAUCAGUCAACACAUUAUGUCAUAAGACUAUGGAGGACACUCUACUGACUGUGAAAAACUAUGAAACAGCAAGGUGGGGGUAGAGUCUGUCUUUUAAAUAUGGCAUAAAGAAAAAACAGUUUUCUAGAAGAUGAAUAGAUGUAUGGAUGUUUUUUUUAAAUAUAUGGUUAUUCUGAAUAUGAAUUUUAUGAUGACAAUAAACUACAAUUUUUACUCAAAAAUUGUAUUUCUAAUCUUGGCAGAUUAGAAUAUGAUGCAUACAGAUCUGACUUCGAGAGUCUAGAAACUGGUCCCAGGGAGGCUGCCACACAGGUGAAGCUGCAGGAUGCCAAGAGGAAGUUUGAGGAGCACAAAGUCAAGUUUGAUAGGUUACGAAGUGAUGUUCAAAUCAAAUUGAAGUUUCUUGAUGAGAACAGGGUGAGUUUUGGUCAGUGCUUGUUUCAGAAAUUUGUGAUAUAGCAAAAAUCUGUUUUGGAAUUAAAGGAGGAAAAAAAUUCAAAAAAUGUUAUUAAAUGAAAUACAAGGUACAUACAAGUUUUUGGAAAGAGCAGUGUAAUACAUUUCCCAAUUCUUCCUUUUAAAAAUGCUAGGUUUUUACUUAAACCCAUCUGCUGAGCUCAUAAUUUUGUUCAAAUCGUAAUUAGAAAGUUUUGUGUCAGUGAAUAUUAGUGCAACAAAAUUAAGGAAUUUACAAGAUAAUGAUUUAAUAUCUCUCUGCUGAGUCAUUGGCUUUCAUGGGUUGUUUGUGUUCAUGUGUCAUUGGCUUACAUGAGUCAGUAGCUUUCAUGAGUCCUUAGCCUUCAUGGGUCAUUGAUUUUCAUGAGUAGCUUUUAAUAGUCCUUAGCUUUCAUCAUUCAUACCUUUCAUGAGUCUUUAGCUUUUAUGAGUCAUUGGCUUUAAUGAGUCCUUAGCUUUCAUCAUUCAUGCCUUUCAUGAGUCCUAAGCUUUCAUGAGUCAUUGGCUUUCAAGAGUCCUUAGCUUUUAUGAGUCAUUGGCUUUCAUGAGUCAUUGGCUUUCAUGAGUCAUUGGCUUUCAUGAGUCUUUAGCUUUCAUGAGUCCUUGGCUUUCAUGAGCCCUUGGCUUUCAUGAGUCAUUGGAUUUCAUGAGUCCUUCACUUUCAUGAGUCAUUGGCUUUCAUGAGUCAUUGGCUUUCAUGAGUCAUUGGUUUUCAUGAGUCAUUCGCUUUCAUGAGUCAUUGGCUUUCACGAGUCUUUAGCUUUCAUGAGUCAUUGGCUUUCAUGAGUCAUUGGCUUUCAUGAGUCAUUGGCUUUCAUGAGUCAUUGGUUUCAUGAGUCAUUCUCUUUCAUGAGUCAUUGGCUUUCAUGAGUCAUUGGCUUUCAUGAGUCUUUAGCUUUCAUGAGUCAUUGGCCUUCAUGAGUUUUUAGCUUUCAUGAGUCAUUGGCUUUCAUGAGUCUUUAGCUUUCAUGAGUCAUUGGCUUUCAUGAGUCUUUAGCUUUCAUGAGUUUUUAGCUUUCAUGGGUCAUUGAUUUUCAUGAGUAGCUUUUAAUAGUCCUUAGCUUUCAUCAUUCAUACCUUUCAUGAGUCUUUAGCUUUUAUGAGUCAUCGGCUUUAAUGAGUCCUUAGCUUUCAUCAUUCAUGUCUUUCAUGAGUCCUAAGCUUUCAUGAGUCAUUGGCUUUCAAGAGUCCUUAGCUUUUAUGAGUCAUUGGCUUUCAUGAGUCUUUAGCUUUCAUGAGUCAUUGGUUUUCAUGAGUCAUUCUCUUUCAUGAGUCAUUGGCUUUCAUGAGUCAUUGGCUUUCAUGAAUCUUUAGCUUUCAUGAGUCAUUUGUUUUCAUGAGUCAUUCGCUUUCAUGAGUCAUUGGCUUUCAUGGGUCAUUUGCUUUCUGUCGGUAGAUGCCAGUUUUUGUAGUGUACAAAAGGUUAAUACGAAACAAUAUUUGCUACCAGUUUAUCCUAGUGAAUUUUUUAUAUUCAGCUAAAGCCAUCCAUGACAACACAGUGAACUAUUUGAUCUAAAAUUACAUAGAGAAUCUGAUGUAUUUUAGUGCUAGGUAGCACAUAAAAUUUGUGUGUAUUAAAAAAAAUAUUUAUUAUUCAAGAAAAAAGUCAUUGCCUCACAUAGCAAUAUAAUGGCAGAAAUCUAAAACUCUUUGGUUAUUAUUUGAGUAUACUCAACCUUCUGGACAGUUCUUUGUGACAAGUAAAAACUCUCACAAAUAGAAUUCAACCUAUUUUCUUUUUUUGACAGAUUAAGGUAAUGCAUAAGCAGCUACUCCUGUUCCACAACGCAAUAUCUGCCUACUUUAGUGGCAAUGCAUCAGCAUUGGAGGCCACUUUGAAGCAAUUCAAUAUACAGUUAAAGCGACCCAAUGCAGAAAAGCCAUCAUGGAUAGAAUCCUAGAAAUUAAUGAUUUAUUGGUGACCAAGGGUUUUUUUUUUGUUGUUUUUUUACCAUUGACUUUUAUUGAUGUGAGGUAGGUUGGGAUGUGACAGAUAACCAAAAUCUCAAAUGUAAAUAUGCGCCAUUUUGAUAUAAAUUGUACAUUUUAUCAUUUUGUGGAGAUUUUGAGGAAUGCUACUUUGAUUGCAGGUAAUGAUUGUGGGCGGUAAUUAAGCCAGCUGUUAAUAUUUUGUUAUAUUAUCCUUUAAAGCAUGUGAAGUGUAACAGUUUUUUUGCUUGAUUUCUUUCAGAGCUUGAUAUGUUAAAAUGGAUUAAAGUUGCAAAAAAAACAUGUUAAUAAGAACUGAGGGGCCAUCCGUUUAUUACUUGACACAAUACAAUUUCAUAGCCUGCCCCCAUGUUUCAGACCUGGUGCACCGUCGCCCCUUCUCCCCACCUACCAAUUGAGAACAUACAACAAAUGAGGACAACUGCCAGCAUCACCCACCAAAAAAUGAUCUCUAUUUAAGACUAGCUUGUACAUUAGCACUUGUAAGCAUUUAAAAAACAAUAAAUUAAUCUUGUAAAAAAAAAUCUCCCUAUUCCUCCUCAAAAUCUCCCUGUUCAUCGUCAAAAUCUUGUUUUAGUUGCAUAUAAUUUAUAUUUAAUUGAAAACAAAAUUAUAUUUUAUAUAUUAUAUUACACACUCCGAUAAAAUAGGUUGUUUAACAUACAUUUAAAUGACGACCACCCCCCCCCCCCCGUAAAAAAAGGUUUUUUAAAAAACAUUUAAAGGACCCCCCCCCCCCCCCCCCAACCCUUAUUGACAAAACUUGCAAAUCCUACCACCACCAACCUGUGCCAAGUGUGCUAAUAUAUGGAUGGCCCCUCAGCAAUCAAUUCAUUGUACUUGGGGUUCACUCAAUGAAAAUAACAUUGUUAUCAAAAUAUAAAUGAAAAAAAAUCAGGCAGUUUUUAAUAAAAAAAUCAAUGGUUGAAAAUGCAUGUUGUGCCAGAAUAUUUUAAAAAAUAAACGGAACAGACAAGGACUGGCUGUGUUCAUUCAAAUUAACUAACAUUCCUAUUUUCAUACAGGUUAUUCAAGUCUAACUUUUGAGAUUGUGCUCCACCGUGUACCUUUAGCACUUAUGUCUAAUCUUGUAAAGGAAAGUUGUUAGGUGUUGACAUUUUUUUAAGUUGAUAUUUUGCUGACGUUGGCUCGAGUCAAAGAAAAAUUUUUACACCUAGAACCCACAAGUUUACCGUGGUGGUUUUUAAAUAUAGCUUAUUAGAACUUGUGUGAUUGUUUUUAGAUGGAUUUGAUCUAGAAAAUUUCAUGAUUAGCCAUUUAGUAAUCGAUAACAGUAAAGCUAUUGUUAAGACAAAAGUAUUCACUGCAAUAACUUUUGAACAAUAAAUUCCUAAUGAAAAAUAUGAACAUCACAAAAUUUUACUGGCAUAAAAGCAUAGGUAUUCAGCGGUGGGACCAUAACCUUUCAAAACUAUCUUAUAAAAAUUCUUAUCACAUAAUUUGAACUGAAUUUGGAAUGAAUUAUUUAUGAUAAUAGGCAAGUGAAUACUCAUUUGUUUAUUUGUUUUUUUUAGCCAUCACCUAAUUUAGAAAGCUUGUUAACUGGAGUUUGCUGAUAUUACAGUAUAUAUGAAGCAUCUCUCAAUUGAG